Messenger RNA from Aspergillus nidulans FGSC A4, 1536 nucleotides. RefSeq lists its product as uncharacterized. The record is from RefSeq and is a predicted model, not a curated record. The transcript has 2 exons. The coding region runs from base 1 to 1536 and encodes 511 amino acids. NCBI's taxonomy places the organism in Eukaryota, Fungi, Ascomycota, Eurotiomycetes, Eurotiales, Aspergillaceae.
AUGGCCACCCCAAUCCAAUACCAGUCGCCCGGUCUGCACAGCGACGAAACCGUCCACGGCACCGGGAUAUGGCGCCGAAUCGAGAACGGCUGGACGCGGGAAUGCGCCGCGACCGAAUCCGGCGUCAGCUACAACCAAAACGUCCGCGACGGACACACAGAGCUGACCGUCGAGCUCCCCUUCAGCACGAACCUGUCCACAGCAGAGCUGAUCCAACGCGUUCGGAACGCUUGGCUGCUCUGCCACUCUACGCGCCCUGAGAUCGCCAUUCAGAUAUCCACGGGCACGGAGUUGCCGCAGCGGCUGGUCUUUGAGCCUCUGAAGACUCCUACGGAAGCAGCAGCCUGGCUAAAGGAGACCUUCCGCGUCGUUUCGGACGCAGAUGCGCGCGAUGUAGCUCGCAUGACCUACAGUCGCCGUCUACCGACGAAGGGGAAGAGAAAUAUGCUCUACCUUGUGACGGCGGGCGCGGCGAGCCCUGAGUAUCCCGAGAGGCACUGUCUCGUGUGGAAUUUCAGCCACGUCUUGGCUGAUGUCUACAGCGUCGUGCUGUUCUUCAACCACUUCUUCCGCACAGUUACAGAGGUGGCCGGUGAUCGGGACCUCGACGUCCGCGAGUUGGAUUAUUCGUGCCUCGAGACCCGGCUGCCUCUUACGCCCAUGACUCCCUACGAAGAACGAUACCAGCCUACAAAAGAGCAUAAGGAACGGGCGAUUGAAGGCGCCUUGGCCCAGACAGAGCUGUAUACUUCAAAGAUGCCCCAGUCUAUUGCUAUGUACCCUGAGCCCGACGCAGCCGCCCGUCCUCACGGCACUCACUGUAUAAGACUGCGGUAUACACUGGCCGAAUCUGAGGCACUGCUGGCGGCUCUCUCCGAGCAAAAGAUCAGCAUCACCUUCGCCGCCGCCGCAGCGACAGUGCUCUCCAUCAAGCAGAUCUACGGGCGCGGCCACGAAACAGGUGCUCUGCUCGGCAUGACACGCAACGCGAGACGUUGGGUCGACACCGAAGGGCGCCACCGCGUGCCCAAUGCCGCUGACGUCGUCUUCCUCUGGAUCCCAUUCAAACCGGAGUGGUUUGCGCCCGGCACCUCAACCCAGGAGACAAUACUGCUUCUCGCACGCGAGAUUCGCACCCAGUUAGGACCCCAUCUGACUUCGCCCCAUUAUAUCUCAACGCUCUCCUUCACGGCAGACAGGGUGAUUGCCAAUCUUGCCGGAGAGGGCGAGCCCGUCCCAUCGCCCCAGGCGCCGGGUUUCUCGCCGCAGGGCGCGCUCCCUCUUCAGAGGGAUUUUGCGUCGUCCAGGGUGAGCAUCAGGACACACGACUUAGUGCACACGGGGCGCCAGAUCAACCCGAGUGCGUGGGUGGGCAUGUUUUCGCUCUGGGGGCGGGUUACAUUGAGCAUGGGAUUUGAUUCCAAGUAUUAUGAUCCCGCCAAGAUGGAGGCGUUUAUGGAGAGGGUCAAGGCAAAUCUGGGAUCUACUCAGGUUGUUUCGAAGUGGUCGAAGCCGGUUGUCCAGGCGAGAUUGUAG